AUGGCCAUGACCUCUACCGUGUAUACAGGCCCCAGCGCUGGCUCCAGAAGCUUGCUUGGUGUCGCGGGCUCUCCGCACGCACAGAUGCCGCAAUCACCGAUUGCUGCUGUUCCAGACAUGUCGGGCGCACUUCCGAGCCCCACAGGUUUCUCCAGACCACAGAGUCCUCCGCAUCAGCAGCCUGUACAACUAGCAGCAGAGGCUGAGUCUGAGGAGGACUCCAGCGACACGGGCAAUGAGUCGGAGCCAGACGGAUUACGGGUCGCACACCGGCUGUCGGCGCACGUCAUGGGCUGGGGAUCCGUAGCACGGCCUCAACGCCGGGCAUCCAUCGCAGAGCUGCGCGAACAGGGCAUGACUACUGGCCAAGCAAACGCACAGGCUGUCGCACAGCACCGCAAUGAAGUCCUCUUCGACUUGUAUUCUCGCUACAUCAUGUGUGCUGCACUUCUGGCCGUGUUCCUGAGUUUGGUCGUUUGUGGACUCUUCGUUUGGCACAUGUGGGAAUUUUGGAUUUACAGAAAAGUCAAGUGCAAUGGCAAUCUGAGGGUAAUGACACGGGUAGUGCUGGGCAUCUCGAUCUUUGACAUACUGAUGGGCACGAGAGUGUGCUGCACAGAAUUGGACGAGACGAGCCUUCCACGGAGGUGGAGAAUGAAGGACUGUUGUAUAGUGCUCUUGCUCCUGACCAUGGGCAUAAAUGUUUGGGGGGUGCUUUCGCUCUCCGCUGCACAGAUCAGCGGAGUGGAAGACGUAGGCCUGCUGCCCGACUGCAGCGAUGCAGCCCCUGGUCUCUAUGCUGCCACCGUAGCUCAUGGAGUCGGCUUAGUCGUCUAUUCAGUCUAUCUCCUCAUCAGCUUCGUUGGUGUCGGAAAUCUGCUGGAAACAUUGCUGCGAAGAGGCAUGCUGAACUCCCCCUCUGCGGCACCCAAGGGAUGCUUGGAAGACAACACGGUGGCAGUGACUCAAAUCGAGGAUGACUACGAAUGCCCAAUUUGCUUGGAGGAAGUGACCGAAGAAGAGGGAGUCAUGACGAAGGAGUGCCACCACAUAUUUCACAAGCUUUGCCUGCAGCACUGGUUGCAAGUGAACAGUACUUGUCCUUUGUGUCGGCUAAGCCUGGCCAGACGCUAA
Messenger RNA from Symbiodinium natans, 1134 nucleotides. The record is from the annotation of a GenBank genome assembly. NCBI's taxonomy places the organism in Eukaryota, Dinophyceae, Suessiales, Symbiodiniaceae.